AUGCAGCUGGUCCACGAACGUGUGGCACCACCACCUGCUGCCGAGCUAGCCGGGCGCCGCGGCGGCGGCGGCGGCGAAGGCAUGGAGAUCGUGACGGCGAGGCUGCUCGAUUCGCCGCUCCCGACGCCGCGGCGGUCCUGCUGCGGGUCGUCGUCGGCGGCGGGGACCCCGCGCAGCGCCGCGCGGUGCGGUGGUGGUGGCUCCCCCGGCGCGCCGCCGUCGUCGCCACCGUUGUCGCCGCAGCGGACGCACGUGCCGUUCUCGUGGGAGAGCUCCCCCGGCGUGCCCAAGGACGCCGCGUGCGGCCGAAAGGUGGUGAGGGAGGUGCUGCCACCGAGGCCGCCGCCGGGGCGGGGCGGCGGCGGCGGUGGCUCCCCGGCUCAUGCGCACGCGAGGGCAUACUUCGGGAACGCCACCGAGACGACGAGCAGCGACGACGACGACUCGGACGACACGUUCUCCGACGCGCUCGACAGGAUCUCGGCGUCCGACCGGUUCGCGGCGUUCUCUUCCCGGCUGAGCUCCAUCGACGGCGCCGGGUCGCUGCGGUUGCCGAGCUUCAUCAUGGACCGCUUCCUCCCGGCCGCCAACGCCAUCGCCACCACCUCCGCCGACAAGCGCCCGAAGAAAACUCCGCGCCGCGGCGCCCGCAGCUCCAAGCAAGACGAGGAGGCGACGGCCUCGGCAAGACGCCGGGCGCAGUCGCUGCGCCGCGCUUCCGGCCGCGAGCAACCGAAGCAACCCCCGCCGCGCCACCACGUCUCCACUCUCCAACGCAAGGAGAGUGAGCCGCCGCCGCCGCCGCGACAGAGCAGGGACAUCGACGAGGAGACGCAGAGCGACGAGAUGUCCCCGAGGUCGUGCGGGUUCAUGCUGUUCCUCCCAUGGAGCGUCAAGCCGGUGCUCUGCGGGUUCGCGCGCAGCCGUACGUCGCGCGCCGCCGACGCGUCCACCACCGCGUCCUCCCCACCACGCCGCAGCGUCACGCUAGGCAACGCCCUGGAGAAGGAGAAGGAGAAGGAGAAGGACAAGAGCAAGCUACGCGGCGGCGGCGGCGACCCGUCGCGCUGGUCCGACGAGAAGAGCGGCAGCGGCAGGGAGUGGUCGAGCCCAGGAUGGGGCACGGCGAUCCUCGGCACGAGCAAGCGAUACUGCGCCGACGCGAGGAAGGCUCUGAGCAGGCUGGCUCGUUCGGCGACGGACGGCCGUGGCAGCCCGAGGGUAACAGGGGAGAGGAGGGCCGGCAAGCCGGCGGCGGCGGCCUCGCCGCGGCGCUCGACGUCCGGCGAGAUCCCGCCGUUGUCGCCGCCGUCCGAGUCAUGGCUCAGUCACGCGCGCGGGAGCAGCACACUGAGUAACAAAAGAUGA
Messenger RNA from Oryza sativa Japonica Group (Japanese rice), 1368 nucleotides. NCBI's taxonomy places the organism in Eukaryota, Viridiplantae, Streptophyta, Magnoliopsida, Poales, Poaceae. The record is from RefSeq and is a predicted model, not a curated record.